AACCAAAACAAUACAAGGAUUGAUAACAGAAUUCAAUAUAUUUUUGUUCAGUCGGUUUGUGAAAAGUGGUAAAAAUAGUUUCUGAUAGUUAAGGAUCUGAAAAUAAUAUGAUUCUAUCCAGAGGUAAAAGUGAUUCGGCAAAUUCUAGACAGGCGGUCAGUGCCACACAUAUCAAGCGCUUACCCAAUUCACUGGAGGAUUUUAUACUCAAGCGAGAUUACACUGGGGCAAGAGCUUUUCUUGAGUUCUCCGGCGAGGAUGAAGAGAACGAAGAACAACAUCUCGUCAAGGAGCAGUGGAUUGCAUUCUGCAGUUUUCACCUCGGCGACUAUCAACAGGCAUUACAACAAUACAAAAGUAUACGCGAUGCUGAACCCGCCACCGAAGACAUAGCACUCAACGUUGCCGUUUGCAUGUUCUAUCUGGGCAUGUAUGAGGAAGCACAUCGCCUGAUGGAACAGACACCGAAUACACCAUUGAAGCUGCGUCUGCUCUUUCAUUUGGCGCAUAAGUUUGGCAAUGACUCGCAGGUGACACAAUUACAGGAUUCUUUGCAGGAAGACGUCGAGGAUCAGCUAAGUCUCGCUUCGAUGCAUUAUCUGCGCGCUCAUUAUCAAGAUGCGAUUGAUAUCUACAAGCGUUUGUUGUUGGAUAACAAAGACUACUUGGCCAUCAAUGUUUAUCUGGCACUUUGUUUCUAUAAACUGGACUAUUAUGACAUGUCGCAAGAGGUAUUGGAUGUAUACUUGGCGAAGCAUAAAGACAGCACUAUAGCUACGAAUCUGAAGGCCUGCAAUCGCUUUCGUCUAUUUAAUGGGCGCGUAGCCGAGCAGGAAAUACAAAAUAUUGCGGAUAACGGUACUUUCGGCGCAGAUUUGAUCAGACACAACCUGGUUGUGUUCCGUAAUGGUGAGGGCGCAAUGCAAACAUUUCCUACACUUUUGAAUAUCGUGCCAGAAGCGCGUCUCAACUUGGCUAUUUAUCAUCUGAAGAACGGCAAUGUGCAGGAGGCGCAUGCCUUGAUCAAAGAACUCCAACCGACCGUGCCGCAUGAGUACAUUUUGAAGGGUGUGGUGCAUGCAGCGCUCGGUCAACAAAUCGGUUCGAAAGAGCACAUAAAAACCGCUCAACAGAAUUUACAUCUGGUUGGUAGUUCAGCUACAGAAUGUGACACCAUACCCGGUCGUCAGAGCAUGGCUUCGGCUUUCUUUCUCUACUCACAAUUCGAAGAAGUCUUGGUCUACAUGAACUCUAUAAGAAGCUACUUCGUAAAUGAUGACACGUUCAACUACAAUUAUGCACAGGCGAAAUGUGCCACGGGCUACUAUAAGGAGGCCGAGGAAUUGCUCAUGCAAAUAACGGAUAUGGAUAUAAAGAAUCAGCAUACUUACUGUAUGAUUGUCGCGAAAUGUCACAUACACGCCGGACGUCCGGAGUUGGCUUGGAAUGUUUUCAUUACACGCGACACUAACUCUGAAGCAUUCUUACUAUUACAACUUAUUGCAAAUGAGUGUUACAAGUGUGAGGAAUUUUGGGUUGCCGCAAAGGCCUUCGAUAUGCUGGAGAAACUCGAUCCAAGCCCCGAAAACUGGGAAGGUAAACGUGGCGCAUGCGCCGGUGUACUAUAUGCCUUGGCUUCGAAAGCUGAUAAGGGUUGUCCACCGAAUGGUGUGUCGGAUGUAAUCGGUUUACUGCGCGACUCAUCAAAUCCGCAAGCUGAUACACUGAUAAAAGUUAUACGCAAACAUAUAAAUGGUUUGAAAUAAGUGUGAAAUGAAAUUUAGGAGUUUAUUAAAGGGAUAAUAAAAAAUAAAUUUUCUAGAAAACUUCAGAUAUGUAUUGAGGUGUUAAA
Zeugodacus cucurbitae (melon fly) is the source of this 1852-nucleotide messenger RNA. It is a transcript of the gene Ttc26, whose product is annotated as intraflagellar transport protein 56. The transcript has 7 exons. The coding region runs from base 108 to 1766 and encodes 552 amino acids. Gene Ontology annotation, cellular component: ciliary base; ciliary basal body; intraciliary transport particle B. Gene Ontology annotation, molecular function: intraciliary transport particle B binding; protein binding. The record is from RefSeq and is a predicted model, not a curated record. Lineage: Eukaryota; Metazoa; Arthropoda; Insecta; Diptera; Tephritidae. Gene Ontology annotation, biological process: intraciliary anterograde transport; intraciliary transport involved in cilium assembly.